Ziziphus jujuba (common jujube) is the source of this 696-nucleotide messenger RNA. Its product is annotated as large ribosomal subunit protein uL24z. Bases 89 to 529 code for a protein of 146 amino acids. Gene Ontology annotation, biological process: ribosomal large subunit biogenesis; cytoplasmic translation. Gene Ontology annotation, molecular function: structural constituent of ribosome; RNA binding. Gene Ontology annotation, cellular component: ribosome; cytosolic large ribosomal subunit. The transcript has a single exon. Lineage: Eukaryota; Viridiplantae; Streptophyta; Magnoliopsida; Rosales; Rhamnaceae. The record is from RefSeq and is a predicted model, not a curated record.
UCCAAAUCCUUACACCUUUUGCCGUCACACGGAAACCCUGCUCAGAGAGAGAGAGAGAGAGAGAGAGAGAGAGUUCUGCUAAGAGAAAAUGAAGUAUAAUCCCCGAGUCUCCUCCUCCCGCCGGAAGAGCCGUAAGGCUCAUUUUACCGCGCCGUCGAGCGUGCGCCGCGUUCUCAUGAGCGCACCUCUCUCUGUGGACCUCCGAUCCAAGUACAACGUCCGCUCCAUGCCGGUCCGAAAGGACGAUGAGGUGCAGGUCGUACGAGGAACCUACAAAGGCCGCGAGGGGAAGGUGGUGCAGGUCUACCGCAGAAAAUGGGUCAUCCACAUCGAGCGCAUAACUCGGGAGAAGGUGAAUGGGUCGACCGUCAAUGUGGGAAUCAAUCCAUCCAAGGUCGUCAUCACCAAGCUCAGGUUGGACAAGGACCGCAAGUCUCUGCUUGAUCGCAAGGCCAAGGGUCGGGCCGCCGCAGACAAGGAUAAGGGUACUAAGUUCACAGCCGAGGAAAUCAUGCAGAGCGUUGAUUAAGUGUUUCUGUUUACCUUGCUUUUUGUUUUCAAUACAAGUUUUUUAAAAUGAGAAGUAUUUUGUUUUAGUCUAAUUUAGAUGGUUUUGUUCGGAGACUUAAUGGAUAUUAUUAUGUUUUUAUUUAAAGUUUUUCGUACUUUUUUAUGCUCCUUAGGGGCUGCCUUGGA